Kazachstania africana CBS 2517 is the source of this 1524-nucleotide messenger RNA. RefSeq names its product putative serine/threonine protein kinase SPS1 (gene SPS1). The transcript has a single exon. Gene Ontology annotation, molecular function: ATP binding; protein kinase activity. The record is from RefSeq and is a predicted model, not a curated record. Gene Ontology annotation, biological process: protein phosphorylation. NCBI's taxonomy places the organism in Eukaryota, Fungi, Ascomycota, Saccharomycetes, Saccharomycetales, Saccharomycetaceae. The coding region runs from base 1 to 1524 and encodes 507 amino acids.
AUGAAUAACUCAAAUAUUUAUAAUAUUUUACCGCCAUCCUCAUUGUUCGACAUAAAAGAAUGUGUAGGAAGGGGCAAUUUUGGUGAUGUAUAUAAAGCGAUUGACAAUAUUACAAAAAAAUACGUAGCAAUAAAAGUGAUUAAUUUGGAAUAUAGCGACGAAGAUAUUGAUUUAUUAGCUCAAGAAAUUUUUUUUCUAGCUGAAUUAAAGUCUGAUUAUAUUAUCAACUAUAUUACUACAAUAAUGGAAGACGUUUCCAUGUGGAUCGUGAUGGACUAUUGUGGAGGUGGAUCAUGCUCUGAUCUAAUAAAAAUCGUCUAUCCAAAUGGUAUUGUAGAAGAAAAGGUCUCCUUUAUAGUGAAAAAUGUUCUUCUAGGGUUACAAUACUUACAUGAACAGAAAAAAAUUCACAGAGAUAUCAAAGCUGCCAAUAUCCUCUUAACAGACGAUGGUCAAGUAAAAUUAGGAGAUUUUGGUGUUAGUGGUCAGAUAAAGGCUACCUUAAAAAGGGAUACAUUCGUCGGAACACCCUAUUGGAUGGCUCCAGAAGUUAUUAAUAAAGAAAUUAAUAAUGGUUAUGAUGAGAAGGUAGAUAUUUGGUCAUUGGGGAUAACAACCUACGAAUUAUUAAAAGGUGUGCCACCAUUGUCCAAAUAUGAUCCGGUUAAAGUCAUGACAAGUUUAGUAAAAAGGAAGCCACCCAAAUUACAUGGGCCUUACAAUGAUUUUACCAAGUCAUUCAUAUCUUUCUGUUUGAUUAAAGAUCCUAAACUCAGACCCAACGUCCAAAAUUUAUUAAAAACAGAUUUUAUCUUUAAAUUCAAUGGUAAAAUCAAAAAUUUACAGAAAGAUGUAGAUUUAUGUAAAAAGAUUAAGAAUAAAGAAAAUGGCAAUUUUAUCAAGAAACCAAAAUUCCCUAUAAAUGAAAAAUUUUAUAACACAAAUGAUAGAAAAGAACCUAAAGAAAUUUGGGAUUUUAAUACCAUUCAUUCUAUGAAAUCUAUAAAGAACAAUUCAUCGCUUAUUUCUCCCACUUCUGACUUACAUUCAUUGAAGCAACUUAGCCCAAUCUCAAAUUCGUCACAACUGCAAAAUGCUAGUAGUACUGACCAACAAUUUACGAAAGUUCAGACAAUAACACCAUUGACAGUAAAUAGUAAAUCAUUCAAGAAGGUGAGAGUUUUGACAGCUAGAGCCCAGUAUGAGUUGGGCUCAGGAAUGGAUAUUGAUACAGAUUCUCAAAGAAAAGAGCAAAAAAACAAUUGUGAUAGGAUAGAAGACGUAACUGACUAUAAUGGCAGCAAUAAACGUGAAAAUGUGGAUUACUUCAAAAAUGUCAUAUGUUAUAGUUUGAAGAGGAUGAAUGAAAGAGCAAAUGAUGAAGACACCAAGAAUUUCGUCAAUGCUAUAUUGUACAAUUUCAAGCUGACUGAAGCUCAAGUUCCUGGAUUUAGUGAGGUCUUCAUGGAAGAAAUUUUGUUGCGAAUGGAAACCAUUCAAAACUAUUUUUCAAACAAGGUAUAA